AUGAGCUCUUUGAAGUCAAAGCUCGGAUGCAAAACCUGCAAGUAUGCGCUGAUGUCGAUUCCCACCUGGACAUUCCAUCCCACUAAUGGCUGCACGGGUCGCAAAUGCGAGUAUGAGCACUCGCCUCAGCAUACUCUGGCCAGACCUAGUGGCCCAGCAUAUCCCCUGGUAUCAUCCCCAGGCACAGUUUGGCGAGAGCGUCGUGCCUUUGCGUAUUACUUUGAAAAUGUCGCCCUGUGCAUCGGGGGCGGCUUAGAUGUUGAGUUUUGGCGGACUAUCGUCCCUCAGGUCUGUGGCAGUGAACCGGCGGUCUGGGAUGCCAUCAUCUCUGUCAGCGCACUGUUCGAAAACCCAGAUCCUUACCCGAAGCUGGGAGUUUUCCGCCAAGGAGGUUUCCAUGGACUGGAUCAGCCUCACCAAGAUGCUUUGAAUUGGUAUUCCCGCUCGGUGUCUGCUGUGCGUCAGCGAAUUGAACGCGGCGGCGUCGAUGUUUUUGUCGGACUGGUCACAUGUACCCUGUUUCUGUGUAUUGAGACUCUACAGGCCGGGGUUGAGGAAGCCAAACAACUCUACAAGCAAGGGUGUGAUCUCAUUGCCUCGCUCCGUACGCAGGUAGCUCGUGGGAUUCUUCCGCCUGAGAAGGUUUCCCUCCUAGAGAACACAGUCAUUCCACUCUUCGUCCGACUAGGUACAAUGGGAGUCGCCAUGUCGACUCCCCCAAUGGAGGCCUUUUUACACCAUUCUGACUAUGCAGAAGCGCAGUACUUCACGUCGUUGAAGACGGCACGGGAUGCCAUGAUACUCAUAUCAUUAGAGGCCCAGGUGCUCGAGCAACAACAUGGGCAGUUUGUGUUAAAUGCACCCGACUCUCCUUUACCGAGAGAGUUCUUUGAUCGGGAGUCAAGCUUGUCCGCCCGUUUAAAAAGAUGGAACACAGCCUUCACAGAGCUAAUGGAGGCUCUCAACAUGCGUGGCCUGUCGCAGCAGGAAAUCGCGGUCGCAUCGAUUGUAAUGGCAUAUCACGAGACUGUGCUGAUAAUCCUAGCCGUCUGCAACACUCCUUCCCAUACCUCGAUAGAUGCGUAUCUUCCCCAUUUUCAGAAUAUUGUUGACAACUGCACCGUUGGCCUGCAGGCUUCCCUAAAACCGGACGGUUCGCAAGCGCCGUUCACGUUUGAAAUUGGAAUUGCAUUUCCGCUCUGGUUCACAGGCCUCAGAUGUCGUGAUCCUACCAUCCGCCGGUCCGCACUCGCUCUUGCUCAGCAUGGGCCUCAGGUCCAAGGCUUUUACCGAUCUACCGAGAUGGCAGCCUUUGGAGAGUUGAUCAUGAUGAUGGAAGAAAACUACGGAAGGACAAUAAAUGCCGCCCGUGGACAGCGUAUGCCCGAAAUAUCGGAGGGCGCCAAUGAUAAAGACCAGUUCAAGCAACCCAAAGUCCUUCUCGACACCAAUCGGUCCUUGACGAAGGCCAAAGUUGCAUUCUCUCCAAGCCCGUUCCCCGUCACGACCAGUAUGACGGCAGAGCUACCUUCUACAGCUCUCAUUCCCGAACAAGCUCGAGUUCAGCCGAUCGGAAUGUUCCGUGCUCAGGAUGGAUUCCCACCUGGAACCCCGGAACAGGAUAUUGUCAAAUGGGCUCAUCGUCCCGAGCAACCCUUUUUUGCAAUUUGUGCAGCCUGA
Molecule: messenger RNA, 1680 nt
Organism: Penicillium chermesinum
Lineage: Eukaryota; Fungi; Ascomycota; Eurotiomycetes; Eurotiales; Aspergillaceae
Exons: 2
Coding region: 1-1680 (559 amino acids)
Source: RefSeq, a predicted model, not a curated record